AUGUCUACGGCCUAUCCAAUCCCUUCGGACAUCUCACCGGUGACGGUCAAAAACACAGCGUCAUUGCUCCGCAUUGUUGCUCUUGCAUUGAUUUCUGGAGCCGCAAUCGCCUCUCGUUUAUUUGCUGUUAUCAACUUUGAAAGUAUUAUUCACGAAUUUGAUCCAUGUUGUUUUUGGAGUCGCGCAACCAGGGUGCUGGCCGCCAAAGGGUUCUAUGAAUUCUGGAAUUGGUUUGAUCCUACGGCAUGGUACCCAUUGGGUCGUGUUGUGGGUGGUACCGUUUACCCAGGAUUAAUGGUAACCAGUGGGGUCAUAUACAAUAUUCUGCACGCCUUGAACCUUCCAGUCGAUAUCCGGAACGUAUGUGUAUUGUUGGCCCCAGGUUUUAGUGCGUUGACGGCUUGGGCUACAUAUAUGUUCACCAAAGAGAUGAAGGAUGAAAGCGCUGGAUUACUCGCUGCCGCAUUCAUCGGUAUUGUCCCUGGAUACAUCUCCCGUUCUGUGGCAGGUUCCUACGAUAACGAAGCAAUUGCCAUCUUCCUCCUUAUGUUUACUUUCUACUGCUGGAUCAAGGCAUUGAAACAAGGAAGCGCUCUUUUUGGAACUAUUGCCGCGGUUUUCUAUUUCUACAUGGUUGCUGCCUGGGGUGGAUAUGUCUUCAUCACGAACAUGAUUCCCUUGCAUGCCCUGGUGUUAGUUUUGAUGGGUCGUUACUCCGAUAGGCUAUAUGUUGCAUAUUCAUCGUGGUACGCGAUCGGUACACUUUCGAGUAUGCAGGUCCCAUUUGUCGGAUUCCAGCCUGUCAGCACAAGCGAACAUAUGGGAGCACUUGGCGUUUUCGGACUGUUGCAGAUUGUGGCUUUUGCCCAACUUGUGAGAACCCAUGUAUCCUCCCAACAAUUCCAAAAGCUCCUCUUUGGUUCUGUCGUUGCCACUGGAAUCCUCGGGGCCUUUGCCUUCAUCUUCUUGACCUACAAGGGGAAGAUCGCUCCCUGGACCGGUCGAUUCUACUCACUUUGGGAUACCGGUUACGCCAAAAAAUAUAUCCCAAUUAUCGCUUCAGUUUCGGAGCAUCAACCGACUGCAUGGCCUUCCUUCUUCAUGGACUUGCAAUUUUUGAUUUUCUUGUUCCCAGCUGGUGUCAUUCUGUGCUUCCGCGAACUUCGAGAUGAACAUCUAUUUGUGAUCAUUUACGCCGUCAUGGCGAGCUAUUUUGCUGGUGUCAUGGUUCGCCUGAUGUUGACACUCACCCCUGUGGUGUGUGUCGCUUCGGCCAUCGCCCUUUCGUCGUUACUUGACACGUAUAUCGACCCCACCGAGCCUCCAGUAACAGAGGCAGUAGAUGACGCAGCCUCAGUUGGCACUAAUGGAAGUUCUCCAGCAGUUGCAGCCAAAAAGAACAAGAAACCUGCAAAUGCUGCACCACUUCAGGGCAUCGCUUUGGGUGAUAUUUUAUCUGCCUCUACUCCUGCUGCCAAAGGAAACGUAGCUAAGCCCAAGGGGAUUUUCGGAAUCGAUGCUCGUCUUGUUGUCAUCCUCAACACGAUGAUGAUGUUGUUCUUCUUCGUCUUCCACUCUACAUGGGUCACAUCUAAUGCUUAUUCAUCGCCAUCUGUGGUAUUGGCCUCUCAAAAUCCUGAUGGGUCACAGCACAUUAUCGACGAUUUCCGAGAAGCUUAUUAUUGGCUGCGACAGAAUACCCCUCAGGAUUCUGUUAUCAUGAGCUGGUGGGAUUACGGUUAUCAAAUUGCUGGUAUGGCAGAUCGACCCACUUUGGUAGAUAACAAUACCUGGAACAACACCCAUAUCGCUACUGUUGGAAAGGCCAUGUCAAGUUCAGAAGAAGUCGCUUAUCCUAUUCUCAGGAAACAUGAUGUUGACUAUGUUCUCGUCAUCUUCGGCGGUCUCAUUGGAUACUCCGGUGAUGAUAUCAACAAGUUCUUAUGGAUGGUUCGUAUCGCUCAAGGUGUCUGGCCGGAUGAGAUCCAAGAACCCAACUACUUCACGCCCCAAGGAGAGUACAGAAUCGACGACAGGGCGUCUACGGCCAUGAAAGAGAGUUUGAUGUAUAAGAUGUCGUACUAUCGAUUCAAUGAACUAUUUGGAGGCAACCAGGGCACAGACCGUGUCCGUCAACAACAAAUCCCUAAAGUAGGACCCACGUUAGACUAUCUUGAUGAGGCGUUCACAUCAGAAAAUUGGAUCGUUCGUAUUUAUCAAGUGAAAAAGGAAGACUCCCUCGGACGAGACCUGAAGAGCGCGAACCAAUUUUCGCAAGGAAAAAAGAGAAAACGUAGCAAGCCUGCACCUAGGCGGCGAGCUAUUGUAUAA
Molecule: messenger RNA, 2331 nt
Organism: Psilocybe cubensis
Lineage: Eukaryota; Fungi; Basidiomycota; Agaricomycetes; Agaricales; Agrocybaceae
Exons: 12
Coding region: 1-2331 (776 amino acids)
Biological process (GO): post-translational protein modification
Cellular component (GO): membrane
Molecular function (GO): dolichyl-diphosphooligosaccharide-protein glycotransferase activity
Source: RefSeq, a predicted model, not a curated record